Messenger RNA from Phytophthora infestans T30-4, 3081 nucleotides. Its product is annotated as Voltage-gated Ion Channel (VIC) Superfamily. The record is from RefSeq and is a predicted model, not a curated record. Gene Ontology annotation, cellular component: membrane. The coding region runs from base 1 to 3081 and encodes 1026 amino acids. Gene Ontology annotation, molecular function: monoatomic ion channel activity. The transcript has 4 exons. Gene Ontology annotation, biological process: potassium ion transport; transmembrane transport. Lineage: Eukaryota; Oomycota; Peronosporomycetes; Peronosporales; Peronosporaceae.
AUGCCAACACCUUUCACGCCCGAGAUGUCUAGACGGAGCGUAAGGGAGCGCAGGUACCCGGCAACAGGCUUUCUGUCGCGAUGUACUCCGUUCCAUGGUAUCCCGAUCCACUAUCCACUGCGGACACAAGUGCGUAUGAAGCUCAAGUUUUCUAAGCUCGGCACAGCAUGGGAGAUCUUUCAAACUUUUUUCGCUUUGCUGGUAUCUGCUGCGUACGUGGUACAAACGUACAUGCCACUAGACGGUCGAGUACCGACAUUUGACGCUGUUGCAAUGGUCGUCUUUUCUGCGGACUAUUUCCUCAAUCUUUACUGCUGCGAAAACCGAUGGCAAUUCAUCACAAGCGUCAACGGAAUCAUGGAUGCGCUUACUAUUUUCCCAGCUCUAGUGGAUCAAAUCGACGAUGGACACAGCAAGUCUUUGCCCUUUAUUCGCUUCGUUCGCGUCAUGCGUAUGCUCCGACUUAUUCGUGUCGUCCGUGUAGCAGGGUCCCAGACAGUAUCUGCCGUACAGAAGCAAGUUUACACUAUUAUCCUACUUACCACGUGCCUUAUUUUCGUCGCCGCUGGAAUUUUUCAUGCCGUCGAGUCCAACGACGGUGCUCAGCCUCAUUUAACCUUCGGUGAGGCUCUUUACUUUAUCGUAGUUACUAUCGCUACUGUGGGUUAUGGUGAUAUUGUCCCCGUCACAUCGGCAGGGCGAGCUGUGGCUUUGGGUGUUAUCGUCGUGUCUUUUACUGUAAUUCCCACCGAGAUCUCGCGUCUCACACAUCUCAUGGCAUUGCAGUCUCAUUUCCGUACAACGUAUCAUCCUUUGGUCGGUAAGCCACACGUUCUGGUCGUCGGACAUGUCAUGGAGCCUCGUUGUUUGUUGAAUUUCUUUCGAGAAUUUUACCACCCGGACCGUGCACUAGGCUCCAUGACCUCAUUUGCCGGUCCAGCGGGUACACAACACGAGGUCGAUCCCUCGGUAGUGGAGCUCCCUUGCGUGAUUGUCGGUCCAAAGGAACCCACUGAAGAGAUCAUUAACCUAUUAGACCAUCCAGUACUCCAGAACCGCGUGACCUACAUCAAAGGAUCAGUCAUGAGUGAAGAAGACAUGUGUCGAGUCGGCGCUGAUGCUGCGCGUGCGUGUUUCGUACUGGCCUCAAAAGCCGCAGCUAAUACAAAACAAACGGAUGCUGAGACCGUGAUGCGUUUACUGGCGAUCCGCAACUACAAUCCGGAUUUGCCAGUGUACACGCAGAUCGUGAGUCCAGUGUACUUGGACUACAUCAGCGGCGUCGACGCUGAUCAAUUAUUGUGCUUAGAUAAGAUCAAAAUCAGUCUACUGGCCAAGAGUUGUCUGUGUCCGGGACUUGUCACGUUGAUCAGCAACUUGUUUCGGUCUACUACACUCGUAAACCACCAGAUCCUCACCAAUUGGGAACAAGACUAUGCGGAGGGGAUGGCACUUGAAGUGUACGCUACCACCUUGCCGUCAGUAUUCCACGGUCUCACCUUCAGUCAAGCAUGCGAACUCCUGUACAACAUCUCGUACGGCGAAGUCAUCUUGCUAGCUAAAACUGUGCCACAACUUCGACGACAGUGUUCGUGGAUGCAUCACGUGGAUCGACCUGCCCAAAUGUUGAGUAACCCAGGAAGCUCAGUGAUCAUGCACUCUGGUCAGUUAGUGUACGUGAUGAGCGAGAGCAAGAAGUUGACACUAACGACGUCCAUAUCGAACGAAUUGAAAGCUUGGCUGGCGAAAGGCAACGUCCUUCCCGCACGAAAAAGUAAACCCAAUUUAGUGCCCAAACGUACAGAAAUGGACGCAAUGCUCAUCGAAGAGGCAGUGUAUCCGUCCACAGACGACACCAUCCGCAACCACAUCAUCGUCGUGUCAGAUCUCGACGUCACGUCCACAGUCUCAUUCGCCCAGAUGUUGCGUUUGGAGCGUCAUGUGCCCGGUAGUAGCGACUACUAUCCCAUCAUCUUCCUGUCGUGGUCUUCAGCUAAACGUGCAGUGGCCACUUGUCGUGAGCUACGCGAGUUCGACGACAUAUUCGUCAUGUUGGCGACUGGAGACUCGAAACGCGAGCUGCUUCGUGCUAAUAUCCUCGACGCCAGUCGCUGUGUCGUGCUUGCGGAUAAAGCAAACAUCCAGGAUAUCGACGGUGAGGCUGUAGACAGUCAAACCAUCUUCCACUACUUGGCGGUACUGUCGAUCCAGGCUGAAUACGGCAUGGACACUACGUCUGGUCUGAUGCCAAUGGUCGAGUUGAAUAUGCCCCGUACGAUGCAGAUUCUCGACUCCACAUUGAAGAAACGUACUGCCACCUCCUACCACGACAUCAAGCGCAAACUCGGUAAGGCGAACGUCGUCAAGAACAUGUACAUGCGCGGCGCAGACAACAUCAUCAGUCUGGACCAACAAGUCAAGCUCAGCAAACGCAUCAACUCGAAGCGAACGCUCAUCAAACGCGAGCUCGAGUCCACUCGACGACAUUACUUUGACGUGCGUCGAUCAGCCUUGCUGCCGUUCUUUGCAGCCGGCUAUGGCUUCGCUGACGACAUCUUCGACAAUAUGCUUUGUCAGAGUUUCUUUACCCCUGGAUUGAUCCGGUUGAUCUACGAACUCCUCUUCUCGGAGAAUGGCCGUCCUGCUGCUUUAUCUGGCAAUGACAAGGCGUUGUCGUCGUGUACUGCGAGUUCGAUAGCGCAGAUCCCAGUGCCGCUGAAGUUUGUGCAAAGAACCUUUGGAGACCUGUUCCUCCACUUGCUCUCCACCAAGGAAAUCGUCGCUAUCGGGUUGUAUCGAGGCACAGACACGCCGUUCCAGUUGCCAUACGUAGCCACGGGGCCAGACAGCGACACAAUUCUGGUCGACGAUGACCUCGUGUUCGUCCUUGCACAUCCAGCUGCUCUUGAUUGUAACAACUCUGAUCGAUGGAGGCAACAAGAGAAGACGAGCCAUAAUCAGGUAAAUUUCUACGAGAGACAAGCUAUCAACACACCGUCAACAGCGGGCGAUCCACGCUUGCCACCGCUGGCAAUUAGCUCCAAGACAACUGCUCUGUUUCGGGGGAACGUCAACAAGUAA